UCAGAACUCUCCCUGGCCACCAACCUUCUCCAUGAGCCCUGGGACCCUCCCUGGGCUUGGGGACACGCAUGACCCCACUGGGGACAAGGUGCUGAGAGCGGGGCGUGCUGGGUUCAUCAAAGCCCUUAUUGAUUCCCCCUCCAAAAAUCCAUUUCCAAGCAAGACAUCCAAAUAUGUUGGGAAAAGACCAAAACCCCAGCUCAGGGAACAGCCCAGCCAUUCUACCCCUACCAAGGACUGAGGCUCUGUGUUUCUUUCCCCCCCAGAUAACGUUCAUCCCUGUGGAUCUUGAGGCCGAGCGGUUCCUGGACCACAAACCCAUGGUGCUGCCGGAGAGGGAUGCCCGCUUGAUUACACCCUGCCCCAACCAAGAGGCCACCAGCACCUACGAGAAAAGCUUGCCAUCCUACGAGCAGAUCCAGAGGCAGGAGGUGGGCUUGGACUCACUCCCACCCACGGGCCAGCCCAGACCCCGCAGCUGCUCCCAACUGGCCGUGCAGGCGAAAGCAGAGGUCCACCGAGAGAUGGGGGGUGAUGGAGAACCCCCCCCAGACCUGGCACCGGCAGCAGGCAGCUGCCCCCCCCGGCCAGCCCUGGGGGACGCGCCGCUGGCGUCGCUCCUGGAGGAUAUGGACACACCAUCGCUGGAGGGCUCCGCGCCUGGCAGCCCCCUGCCACGGGGUCGACACCCUCCACCAUCCACCGCCCGCCCCGGCUCUCCAGCGGGGAGACAGCAGCCCAGUUCCUCCCGCAAAGGCGCUGGGGAGGAGGAUGACCUUUAUUAUGGGCUCCAAGAGGGGCCUGAUGCUUUGCUCGAGGAUAGCGACUGCCUGUUUGAGCCCGAAAACUGAUUUCCCAGAGAGAACGGCCGCUUGGCAUGGACUCAGCUUGUGGAGGGGACGCAAAGGUCGCAGCCUGGAAGAGAAGGGGCUGGGACUGACCCCUGAAGGCGCAGGGUCUGCGGCGUGGAGGAGCCCUCAGGGUCCUGCCUGUCCCCUGCGCCAUGCGCCCACCCAGCCGCAGGAGAGUCUGCCGCCCCACAAAACCCGAGGAGAGCCCUGCCACGUCCUGAAUUUCUGCAACUGAGGGGACAAGGCUCCCCCUCACCAGAGCCCGUUGGGUGGGUGCAGAUAAGUCCAAAUGCUGGGCUGGGCAGAAUCCAGGCUCAAUAAUGAGCUUAGGAAGGGAAAAGAUGAGCUUUGCUGCUUGAAACAGGAACAGCGUUUAGGUAGGUAAAGAUGUAUUCACCCACCUUUCCAAGGCAGAGAUGUCUGCAAAGCCUUUUUCCCACUUACCAAAGCCCCCGUGGAAUUAAAAUGAGAUCCUGGUACUCCGGCAGCAGGCAGCCUUCAUGUCUCCAGGUUGGGAGAGGGGUGAUGGGGGCAGACAGACCGGCUGUCCCCCAUCUCCUGGACAAAUUUCCAGCGCCAGCAGGGACAGAGGAUGAGCUGAAACCCUGGUGACAGCUGUGGCUUCUCGAGGACCUGCUCAAGGUGGUGCUUUGGGGCAACAUUUUCUCUCUCUGCCAGGUUGGUGUCAACAGCCACAGCGCUACCGGUGGCUCUGCAUGCCAGAGCCCCCGUUCCCAAACUCCCUCUGAAUAAUAAGUGUUCGUUGAAGGCUCGUUGAUGGAGAUAAGCCUGGUUUGUCACCAUGACAGGGGCAACCCAGCAGCUUUUGAGCAGCCUCUUUGCAACAUGCAGAGACAGCAGCGCCGGCGGGAGCUGCUGCGACCUCCGCCUGCCCUUGGGCUGCUCGGGGCCGCAGGGAUCUCUGUGGCUGAGCCUUCCCGGGGUGGCUGCGUUCGGAUCAAAGCAUCAACGGAUCCAGCAGUGUGGGGAUGCUGAGAGUCCCUCUCCCUGUUUUGGGAAAGCUGGGCUGGAUGCUGCUUGGGCACCCGGCACGGCCCCAGGAGGCUGGAGGCACAAAUUUGUGCUCUUAUUUAUUGCUCAAAUGUAUGCUCUUAUUUAUUGUUCAAAUUUAUGCUCUUAUUUAUUGCUCUUCAACAAAUUUAUGG
This is a messenger RNA of Athene cunicularia (burrowing owl), 2017 nucleotides long. It is a transcript of the gene BSND, whose product is annotated as barttin CLCNK type accessory beta subunit. The transcript is spliced from 3 exons. Gene Ontology annotation, biological process: chloride transport. Gene Ontology annotation, molecular function: chloride channel regulator activity. Lineage: Eukaryota; Metazoa; Chordata; Aves; Strigiformes; Strigidae. Gene Ontology annotation, cellular component: basolateral plasma membrane. Bases 174 to 851 code for a protein of 225 amino acids. The record is from RefSeq and is a predicted model, not a curated record.